AUGAAUCCGCUCCGAUUCCUCUGGGGCUUCCUUCUUCUCGCCCUGAUCGCAUUUGCCGACGAGCAGACCGACUGCAAUCCGCUCAACAAGACAUGUCCUGCCGAUCCCGCCCUGGGCACCGAACAUACGUGGUGGCUCAACUCCACGCUCGAUGAUUCCCUCUGGGAUAUGGCCACGGGCACCCCCGAAUACACCUCUGACGGCGCCGAGUUCUCAAUCAAGACGGAGAAUGGUUCGACAUUGUUGGAGUCCAACUUCUAUAUCUUCUUCGGCGUGAUGGAGGCUCAUGUCAAAAUGGCCAAGGGUGCGGGAAUCAUCAGCAGCGUUAUUCUCCAGUCGGACGAUCUGGACGAGAUUGACUGGGAGUGGGUGGGAUACAACACCAGCGGGGUGCAAUCGGAUUUCUUUGGCAAAGGCAAUACGACGACCAGCGACCGUGGCGGAAACCAUGCCGUGUCGAAUGCAGACACCGAGUUCCACAACUACACCACAUACUGGGAUCAGGACCGCUUGGAAUGGUGGAUUGAUGGCGACCUGGUGCGAACGGUGAACUAUUCCGAACCGUUGACUGUCUAUGGAAAGAACUAUCCUCAGACGCCUUGCCGGGUCAAGGUCAGCUGUUGGCCGGUCGGAUUGGCUUCACAGUCGAUAGGAAAUAUCGAAUGGGGUGGUGGUCUCGUGAAUUGGACGAAUCUCCCCUUCACGAUGGAGGUACAGAAGAUCCGCGUCAAGGACUUCCAUACGGCCAAGGAAUACACAUAUUCUGGACACACCGGCUCGUACGACAGUAUCAAUGUCAUCAGUGGAAACUCCACCGCAAAGACCGAAAUCGAAAAGACGCCGGCCAAGUCGCUGUCCGACAAAUGGGAUGAUCUGGGAACAGGCGCCCACAUUGGAGUAUACGUUGGUGCUGCCGUAGCUGGUGCUCUGGCUAUCGCUGGCUUGGUGUGGUACUGCAUCCGCCAGCGCCGAAAGGGCCGUCUCGAACGUGCACUAGCGGAGGGAGAUGAGAAUUCAUCGGCCACGGAACUGGACGCCUUGAAAAAGCAGUGGCGACAAAGUGACUGGAAUGCGAGCUAUACUCCGCUCAAACAAUAA
Messenger RNA from Aspergillus mulundensis, 1098 nucleotides. Its product is annotated as glycoside hydrolase family 16 protein. Gene Ontology annotation, molecular function: hydrolase activity, hydrolyzing O-glycosyl compounds; glycosyltransferase activity. Gene Ontology annotation, cellular component: fungal-type cell wall. Bases 1 to 1098 code for a protein of 365 amino acids. The record is from RefSeq and is a predicted model, not a curated record. Gene Ontology annotation, biological process: fungal-type cell wall organization; carbohydrate metabolic process. NCBI's taxonomy places the organism in Eukaryota, Fungi, Ascomycota, Eurotiomycetes, Eurotiales, Aspergillaceae. The transcript has 2 exons.